This is a messenger RNA of Notodromas monacha, 2786 nucleotides long. The record is from the annotation of a GenBank genome assembly. NCBI's taxonomy places the organism in Eukaryota, Metazoa, Arthropoda, Ostracoda, Podocopida, Cyprididae.
AUGCCGCGCCUGGCAUCGAUGGUGGCUUGGUCCGUAGUAGCGGUAUCGCUGGUGGUGGUGGCGGCUGCAGCUGGGAGAAGAGGCGCCGCUUGUGGGCUCAGUGGUGACGGCACCAUGCGAUAUGCCUGGGGAAACGCCUUGGACCCUAAGGCAGCCGAUUGCUUGGGUCCCGAGGGCCAGCGUUACCCCAAGAACUUGAUCAACCGAUUCAUCGACACAACGUACACUACGCAAGGCUCGAAAAGUCGUGAGAGCAGAGUACGGAAAUUUGAAAUUCAAAGUCCGCUUCUCACCAGGGAAAUGCUUCUCCAAUUCCACAACCAGCCUGCUGGUGUACAUCACGAAAUGUUGAACGAGCGGAGAAAGAGAGCGACUCAGGUGACGAGAGAAGAAACACCGGCGUCAUCGGACAAUCAACGGAAGGAGUCGAAAGACGAUCCAAUUGCCACAAACGUCGCUAAUGGAAGCUCAGCAAAUGCAGAGAAAAAAUCUGCAACGACUCCUGCAUCAUCUUGUGUUAAUAAUGGUAAUUCGGCGACCCAUGGGACGCCACCGGCGCGACUCUGCCCGACGAGGUACAACACCACGGCGCCCAUGUUCGGUGUCUCACUCACGUCAGGCCGAACUGUGACGAUUGUGCAGAAGUUUCCGGACCUACUUCAACAAGUCGUGUUCGAAGUUUGCGAGUCAUCGGAGUGUGAUAUCCUCCGUGGCGAAUGUGUUCAAACCUACGUUCCAUACCUGUUCCUCGUCAUCCCACUCGGACCGGUGACGUUGACGGGUCAAGACUAUGUGCUAGUGGAAGCAGGCUGCGUCUGUCGGCCGAAAUACGGCGUCCACGUCCCGCAAACCCUGGACGCCUAUUUUGCACCGCCGCUCCCGACGGAAGCCUAUGCGCAGCAAGGGAACCAAUCGAGCGCCAUCAAAUCCCUGCCCUGAAGAAAAAUGGAACAGGAAUAGUGACUAAAUUUUUCGUAAAGUUUCCCGUAAUUAUUUUGCGAAGCCUUGGAGCAUUAAAUCCUUGUACUUCCGUCGGUUUGUGGUGGGAAGGAGAUUCUCGAGAGUCUUUUUUUGUCUUUGUUUUGUUUAUGCUCUCUGAUGUGAGAAGAAGUUUCAUUCAUUCAUGAUUUCUCUCAUCGAUUGAGCGUUGAUCCCGCGAAAAUUCGAAAUUGUGCGUCAAUUACUUUUUCAAGACGCCGCUUUUAUUUCAGGUACAAUUAUGGUGUUUCCUUUAAAUUCGAAAUUUAUAGGCUUAUAUUUUUUUCUGAGAAUUGGAUUCAAACGUAAAAAUUCUUUCAGUUUCAGCAUUGGUCUUUCGAGCAGUAAAAGUACCCGCAAAAUGACUACUGUUGCGUAUCGGUUAAUGGAUUGAAUUAUUCUAGUGGGAAGUCCAUUAGCUGAGAAGUUCGGGAAGAGUAAUUUGAAGCUGUAUAGAAAGCUGAUUGAUUCCCUAUUCCAGAAAAUGUUUUGGAACUGAUUCCCGUAGGCAUUUUCUGCAAAACUUCACGAACAAAAAACACAUUGUUGAAUAAAAUAAUGAUACAUUUCGUAAAAUGAAGCCAGAAAUACCUGGAAAUACGGAGAACGAUGCUAAAAGUGAGCUUUUAUAUCUUAAAAGCUUUUGCUGUACUUGAAAAAUUAUGCUCACAGCCGAAUUUUCCACGGCGACUUGGUUUUUGUUGUAGGAAAACCUCCGAAUGCAGCGUGUAAUCUGGAUCAAUAAUUUGUGUCAGCAUGUGUCCGUUAUUGUCAGAUGAAUUCAUUAUAAGGAUCCAAGAUCAUAUUUAUCAAGCUUUCUUGAAGGGAUUGCAACGAAGGGGACGUUUGAUUGAGUUUCACAUUCAACUUUUUUUCAAGAGAGACGAGUUUCGAACGAAAAGAAGAGAGUUAUUCAAGGUGCUUUUGGAUCUCUUUCAAACUUUUAGGACCAACGAAAAAUCAAUUCCAGAAACGCCAAGAUUUUUUUGGAUUGAUGCGCCAAAUUUUCCGUCCAGCUCUUUCCAAUUAUCAUUUUAAACUAAACCAUCAUCGUGGUUACCUUCUGAUGAUCUGUGUUUGAGGUCACGGUGACGAAGAAAAAAAAAACCAUUCUGUUGUUGACACCGUAAAACCGAAUACGGUUUCUUGUGAUGAGUUUUUGUUCUUAAGAAGAAGAAACAAGAGGAAAGAAACAUUUGUCUCGUGGAAAGCGGUUUGAUCUGUAUACAAAUUUGAAUGACAUUGGUUGCAAUGCUUGUGAGUGUGUAAUUUAUUGCCGGGAAAAUGAGAUGUUCGUGCGGGUUGCGAAAUUAUGUUUUUUGUUUGGGGACGAGGAAAAAAGGAAAUGAUUUGCUCAGUUUGUCUGUUGAGCUUUCCGAGGACGAAAAUGUAUUUUCUUCGAAGGAUUUCAGCUGAAAAGUGUUGACAAAUUCCUGAAAAUUUGAAUGGUUACAAUGUAUGUCCGGAGAAUGGUAACUUAUUUCUCUUAAUGAGAAAAUAUCUAGCAGUGCUGCCUCGGUGAAUGGACUUCACCCAUCCCAGUGAUUAACCGAAAGAUUCGAAUUCGUACCGUAUUUAAAAAUGCGUAUAACUGAUCUCAAUAGCUCUCCUUAAAAUUUCGAUUGAGUAAUGUGAAGCUUAUCGGUAAUGAACUUCAGGUUCCUUCGAAAUUUUCGAAUAAAUUCCCUGAUGAAUAUGAUCUCAAAAUGAAUUUUCGUGAAAAUUACACAAAAAAGCAAGUACAAUAAGUCUCAACCUAAUCUGGACUGCAAAAAAUUCACUUGUCCACAUGGAAAUUUUCCCUCUGC